Molecule: messenger RNA, 502 nt
Organism: Trichomonas vaginalis G3
Lineage: Eukaryota; Parabasalia; Trichomonadida; Trichomonadidae
Exons: 1
Source: RefSeq, a predicted model, not a curated record
AUGAACAAAAAUGGAACAGCUAAAAUGAAUGAUAAUCAAAUAAGAGCCGAAGGUAGAAGGUUAUUUAAACGCUUCUAUAACAUUCCUGAUGGUGUUAAUCCUAAAACUCGUAGAAGUUAUUUAAAUGAAGCCAUAGAUGCAUAUGAAGGAUUUGACAUUUCAUCAGAAAGUGAGAGGUUAGCAAGAAUGUUAAACGUUAAUAUUGAUUUUUAUUAUUGUGACCCUCAACCAGAAGACGUAGACAUAAAUAAGGUAGACUUUCCAUUAGUGGAAUCAAUAAUGAUAGAUCCAGAAUUUGAAACAGUAAAUAUUUUAUUAACACAGAGUCCAUGUGGAAAACUUCACGCUGACAGAAUUACAGACGUUGAAGCACUCACAGGAUAUAAAGUUUGCCCCUUUUGCAAAGAAGAAGUUUAUUCUAUCCGUGAUGAUCCAGAAAGGAAAAACCAAAGAAGAUUUUUAAAGCAUUGUGAGAAAUGUAAAGAAAAUAAUGGAAGAUUAA